Yarrowia lipolytica CLIB122 is the source of this 1014-nucleotide messenger RNA. RefSeq lists its product as uncharacterized. The record is from RefSeq and is a predicted model, not a curated record. Lineage: Eukaryota; Fungi; Ascomycota; Dipodascomycetes; Dipodascales. Gene Ontology annotation, cellular component: nucleus.
AUGUCUGAGAUGUCAAGCUCCGAACUGUCUUCGGACGGAUACUCGUCCGUGCCGUCCAUAGCCCACCACAUGGACUCGGACGACGACGUAUACAACCCCAAGCCCCAGAUUUGUCACUGGGUGGGCUGUGAGACCCAGGUAGCCAAUCUGGACGCUCUGGUCGAUCAUCUAAACGAGGUGCAUUUUGGAGCCCGCAAGAGCAAGUACCAAUGUGAUUGGGCUGGCUGCUCGCGACAGGGUAUGGUCCAGCCGUCGCGAUUCGCGCUGGUAUCACACAUGCGAAGUCACACUGGAGAGAAGCCCUUCUACUGCUCUGUUCCCGAAUGCGACAGAAAUUUCACCCGAAGUGACGCUCUGGCCAAACACAUGCGAACCGUGCACGAAACCGAGCAAUUGCGACCAAGCGACCCGCAAUUCAAGACCCAUCACAGUGGAGUAAUUGGCAAUGUGGAUGCGGUGGUGGAGCAUUUGGAGCCUAGAAGUCUGCACACUCUUGCCACGACUCUGGAGAAUGAAACCCGGACCAUGGGACGAACCAACGAGGUGCAGAAGAUCACGGACAUCGUCAAGGACACCAUACCAGUGCUCAGAAUCAUGGAGUACCCGGAAGAUGGGGACUUACAGACGAUGCCCUCAGAGACCCUGAAAACACUGUACCAGGACCUCAAACGCAAGGAGGCGUGGGCGCUGCAGCUGCAAAAUGACCUGCAGAAGGAGCUCAAGAUCGGAAAUAGAAAGAGACGGCGACUGUGGCUGGAAAAGGAGGGCUUGCUGGACAAAAUCAUGAACUUUGCACCCGAAGGAGCCGUGCGAGAGGCGAUGAUUUCUUCCUCGGUGAAGAACGAACCUCUAGAAGCAUCACUUGAGCUAAGCUCAUCGAAAGAAAACAAGGAUCCGCCAGCACCGGUGCCUGUGCUUGAGCCCAACUACUCUUCUUCCCAGAGCCAUGUCAAUGGAAACGGCGUUUCUGGAGAAACCACCAAAACUGAAGCUGCUGAUCCAGCUCAGAGUUAG